Molecule: messenger RNA, 4012 nt
Organism: Nothoprocta perdicaria
Lineage: Eukaryota; Metazoa; Chordata; Aves; Tinamiformes; Tinamidae
Gene: HYCC2
Product: family with sequence similarity 126 member B
Exons: 13
Coding region: 158-1921 (587 amino acids)
Biological process (GO): phosphatidylinositol phosphate biosynthetic process; protein localization to plasma membrane
Cellular component (GO): plasma membrane
Source: RefSeq, a predicted model, not a curated record
CCGGAGGCGGCGGAGGAGAAGCGGAAAACAAGGCAAUAUUUGAAGGCUUGACAGAUGCAUCCCAGGCUGAAAAACUGCUGCAUUCCUCCUCCUCUUCCUCCUUUAGAAAACUGACUUCUUUAAAGAGAGGUAAGAGAGAAGGAAAAGAAGUAAGAAAAUGCUGGGAUCGGAACGAGGUGUGGUGGAAGAAUGGCUGUCAGAAUUCAAGGCAUUACCUGAAACACAAAUUUCCAGUUAUGCAGCUACAUUGCACCGAAAAAAAACGCUGGUACCAGCUCUCUACAAAGUGAUUCAAGACCCAAAUAAUGAGCUUCUGGAGCCUGUUUGUCACCAGCUCUUUGAACUUUAUCGCAGUUCUGAAGUUCGGCUCAAGAGAUUCACCUUGCAGUUUUUGCCUGAGUUGAUCUGGGUUUAUCUGCGUGUAACUGCCAGCAGGGAUAGGCAGAGUAACGGUUGCAUUGAAGCAUUGCUGCUUGGCAUUUAUAACUUGGAAAUUGCUGACAAAGAUGGAAACAACAAAGUUUUGUCUUUCACCAUCCCCUCAUUAUCUAAACCCUCAAUAUAUCAUGAGCCCUCUACAAUUGGAUCCAUGGCUUUGACUGAGGGAGCUCUGUGUCAGCAUGACCUUAUCAGGGUAGUUUAUAGCGAUCUUCAUCCUCAGAGAGAAACCUUCACAGCACAGAACCGGUUUGAGGUGCUGAGCUUUCUCAUGCUGUGCUACAAUUCUGCUAUUGUCUAUAUGCCUGCCUCUUCCUACCAAUCACUCUGUAGGAUGGGUUCCAGGUUGUGUGUAAGUGGCUUUCCACGGCAGCAUGAGAAACACUGGAAGGAACACUGUGGUAGAGUGGUGUUAGACCCUGACUUUAUGGUGCAGCUGCUGACAGGUGUCUAUUAUGCCAUAUAUAAUGGUCAGUGGGAUCUUGGCCAGGAGGUGCUAGAGGACAUAAUUUACAGAGCACAGCUUGAACUCUACUCACAGCCUCUGCUGGUUGCAAAUGCCAUGAAGAACUCACUGCCCUUUGAUGCUCCUGAUGCCUCACAAGAAGGCCAGAAGGUACUGAAAGUGGAAGUUACCCCCACGGUGCCGAGGAUUUCUCGCACUGCCAUUACAACAGCUUCUAUUCGUCGUCAUCGCUGGAGGAGAGAAGAUGGCUUUGACUUCUCAAACGAGGCUGACUCAAGCAUUCCUGGCUCACCGAUCCAACACGGCUGCACAGACCUAGGGAUCAAACGUGAGCAAGAGGGGGAGGUGCUGAUGCGCAGGACCCCUGAGCAUGGCUUCCCGGAGCCCACCUUGACAGCAGCCACAACAGAGGAUGCUGAAGGUGUAAAUGGAAGAGAAGAAUCUGUGAACCUUAAUGAUGCUGAUGAAGGGUUUUCAUCAGGCGCUUCUCUCAGCAGCCAGCCAGUUGGGACCAAACUUCCAUCAUCUGUAUCCCAGAAGGGUAGCUUCAGGAAAGCAGCAAGUGGGCGUUCUGCUAAGGAUAAAGAAAGCUCUUCUGCAGCAAAAUCCAGUGAGAGCCCUCGAGAUUCAGUAGCUCGGAAGCAGUACGUGUACCAAUCCACUGACCUUGGUGCAGAUGUGAUGGAGAUGACACCUACUAAGAAACACCUCAGCCUGCCUGCUGGGCAGGUGGUGCCAAAAGCCAACAGUUUGAGUCUGAUUAGGACCGCCAGUGCUUCCUCCAGCAAAUCAUUUGACUAUGUGAAUGGCAGUCAGGCAGGCUCCAGUGUUGGCGUUGGCACAGAGGGUGUCACCAAUCUAGCAGCUGGCAACACCAAUCGGUUUUCAACUAUCAGCCUACAGGAGGAUCGACUGGGCCAAGCUGGGGAAGGUAAAGAUCUCCUUCCCCCAGGAGCUCCCCUAACCAAGCAGUCUCGAUCUCCGAGUUUCAAUAUGCAGCUGAUAUCCCAAGUGUAGCUGGCUCCCUUCUUAGGACUCCCUUUUCCCCCUUAAUCCCUAGGCAAGUUCAUCCUUGGGCAAAACAAGAACCGUCAUCCCACAGUGUGAAAAUACUGUCGUGAUCUUGUUUGAUUCGGUUUAGAUAUAAUACUGUAUCUUGUACUGAAACAGCAAUAAUUCUUCCCUCGCCUUCAUUCUCACCCCUUGUAAACAUGGUUGUGAAGCAGUAUAUAACGUACUGUAUGCCUUUUUCCAUGCCUUCCUUUCUCCUUGGGUGAUGUGCAAUCCAUCGUAGGCUGAUCAGUCCCAUUUCAACACUGUGAGACUGGAGACACCGGCGGAAAUGGUGAAUGUGAUCCCUAUGAAAUGAUGCUUUGGCUUUGUUAAGAAAUAGAAAUGGGUUUGUUUUCUCGGUCUACAGUACUGCAAAGACUACUGGAUCAUGACUUUUCUUUCUCAGAACCAGGAGUGCCUCAGAGAUUCUAAUGUGACUUUGGACCUCUCUGAGUCUGUGCAAUCAAUUCUGGGGAGGGGAUUGUCAUUGCUGCUCCUGGCUGCCUACAGCACUUUUUCAUUAAACAAGGGUAGUUUAUUUUCUUGCCUGCCCCAGUCUCUCCUCCAAGAAGCUUUUGAUGUUCGGCCAACAAGACGUGCAUAUUACCAAGUUGUUGUCCCUCAGAGAGAGGGUUGUAAGUAGGUAAUGUAGGUUACAAUGCACUUCUAAUGGCGUUGUAGCCAUAUGUGAUGUUGUAUGUCUUCCCCUCCAGGACACAGGGUUAUUCUGCGUAUAGGCUAAAAUUUAGACAAGACUAUGCUGGUAAAGCAGUUUGGCUCAUAAGUGGGAGGGAAACACUACUUUCCCAGGAACCAAUAGCUAGCUCUGCUCCAAUUUUUGUUGUUGUUACUGUUGUUGUUGUUCAUGUGAGGUGAUGAUCACUGAAUUGAAAGGUGUAUUCGGGUAAAGAAUAUUUCUCAGGCUGCUUUCUAUGGUAUCAUGGCUAGUGGACACUCCCAUCCCUCAGCUGCUUUCUCAGUGUCCCUAAAUUCAAUCAUGGAGUGAUUUUAUGAAUCUUGCAGUCCAGACAGGCCAUCCUCUAAGGGGCUGUCUCAGGGAUCGAGACGACGAUUUGGUAGAAACACUGAAGCUUCGAUGUGAAACACUUUCCUAGAAAUAUCGUUUGUACCAAGUGGUACUGACAGUCCGUUUUUUCCAGAAGGACCACACUUUGCUGCCUUUGUAUUUAUAAUCUGUUAAGGUGUUGUGGGUUCUCUUGUUUGGUUUUGUCUUUAACUGUCCUGCUAUUUUAGUUGAUUGGCCCUUACUGUAGAAAAUUCAGAACUCAUGCCAUUGAGCCAAACCUUGAAUGUACAUGACUGGUGUGUGGGCACAGGCUCGUACUUAGGCUCGAGGACUCUGCUUAGAAGCACAUACUCCUGGUUGCACAGGAACUGCUUGUCAUUCUCCUUUCCCUCUUUCUCUCUGUCUUGCUGUAUUUCAUUUUACAGAGAAAAGAGGAAGGCUCAUGCUGUUUUCUUAGGUAAUGUAUAAUAUGCUGGAAGUUUACAAAUUGUAAAACCACAGGAGAGAGUUACAGUCUUUAUGUGGGCACUUUGCUUUCACUGUCACUGUGAAGAAGAAAAUAAGCAGUUAAAGUAAGAGGUUGUCUUUGGAUGAUACUCUUUAAAAGAUUCAGGAAAAUAACAUGGUGUUACAGUGCUGAUGGUAGUUUUAAUGUAGCUUCUGGUAUUUUAAAGCUCUAUUUCAAACAAAACUAGCUUUCAAAUUUACAUUAAAACUCACUUCGAUAUGGAGUGGUUUUUUUUUGGCUUGACAAGUCACUUUGGCAAUCUAGUCUUUGUAUCUUUAAUUCAGAGAAAAGUUAAGAGAAUUAAAUGGCAUCUGAAUUAAUGCCAAAAUAUAGCAAGGAAUUGAGUAAAUUGAAUAAUCAAAAAGAACGAAUCUUACUGUUUUCCCAUUCAAAGUUCAUCUUUCAAAGCCACUAGUGACUCAUAGCUGGAACUCUAAGGCAAAGUCAAGAUUCAGGUACAAGAUAGAACCCUCUGUGAAAAUCACACACUGAGAUAUUUUCUGUAAUAAUGUCAAAAGCU